CCCGCCAUGGCUCCCACCAUCCAGACGCAGGCGCAGCGCGAGGAGCCCGGGCACAGGCCCAGCUCCCACCGGACGCUGCCUGAGCGGUCAGGGGUUGUGUGCCGGGUCAAGUACUGCAACAGCCUCCCUGACAUCCCCUUUGACCCCAAGUUCAUCACCUACCCCUUCGACCAGAGCCGGUUCGUGCAGUACAAGGCCACGUCGCUGGAGAAGCAGCACAAGCACGACCUACUCACAGAGCCUGACCUGGGCGUCACCAUCGACCUCAUCAACCCCGACACGUACCGCGUGGAGCCCAGCGUGCUUCUGGACCCCGCAGAUGAGAAGCUGCUGGAGGAGGAGAUCCAGGCACCCACCAGCUCCAAGAGGUCUCAACAGCAUGCCAAGGUGGUGCCAUGGAUGCGCAAGACUGAGUAUAUCUCCACUGAGUUCAACCGCUAUGGGGUGUCCAAUGAGAAACCCGAGGUCAAGAUUGGGGUCUCGGUGAAGCAGCAGUUCACAGAGGAGGAGAUCUACAAGGACCGCGAGAGCCAAAUCGCGGCCAUCGAGAAGACCUUUGAGGAUGCUCAGAAGGGGAUCACGCAGCACUACAGCAAACCCCGUGUGACCCUGGAGGUGAUGCCCGUGUUCCCUGACUUCAAGAUGUGGAUCAACCCCUGUGCCCAAGUGAUCUUCGACUCGGACCCCGCACCCAAAGACACGAGUGGCGCGGCUGCACUGGAGAUGAUGUCCCAGGCCAUGAUCCGGGGGAUGAUGGACGAGGAGGGGAACCAGUUCGUGGCCUAUUUCCUGCCCGUGGAGGAGACGCUGCGCAAGAGGAAGCGGGACCUGGAGGAGGAGAUGGACUAUGCCCCCGAGGACGUGUACGACUACAAGAUCGCCCGGGAAUACAACUGGAAUGUGAAGAACAAGGCGAGCAAGGCUAUGAGAGAGAAUUACUUCUUCCAUCUCC
Pezoporus flaviventris is the source of this 952-nucleotide messenger RNA. RefSeq names its product PAF1 homolog, Paf1/RNA polymerase II complex component (gene PAF1). Gene Ontology annotation, biological process: transcription elongation by RNA polymerase II. Gene Ontology annotation, cellular component: Cdc73/Paf1 complex. Gene Ontology annotation, molecular function: chromatin binding; RNA polymerase II complex binding. NCBI's taxonomy places the organism in Eukaryota, Metazoa, Chordata, Aves, Psittaciformes, Psittacidae. The record is from RefSeq and is a predicted model, not a curated record.